Trichoderma breve is the source of this 1551-nucleotide messenger RNA. RefSeq lists its product as uncharacterized. Lineage: Eukaryota; Fungi; Ascomycota; Sordariomycetes; Hypocreales; Hypocreaceae. Bases 1 to 1551 code for a protein of 516 amino acids. The transcript has a single exon. The record is from RefSeq and is a predicted model, not a curated record.
AUGCUCAGCGUAUUGCCUUGGGCCUUGAUGGCUCUUGCUCCACUGGCAGAGGCCCGUUUUGGUCCCAGGCCAAGAUCAGCCGACGAUGAUUCGCUCCGAUGCUGCCCUUGUCUUCCAACAAGCCUCGGCCCACAGGAUAUGACUGUCACUAUUACGGCCACAAAUAGCAAAGAAACCGUGACCAUCGAUCAUACAAUCGUUGUGCCAGCAACCACCGUCUUUGUCACUCAUACUCUUACUCCUAGCUCGCCUGCCACUGUCACCCAAGAGGUGACAGUUCAUCCAGAAUUACCAGCUAAGGUAGAGACGGCGCUGGUCACCAUUUCCAGCUCAGAGUCCUCAGCACAGACAGUUACGAUGACGGUACAGGCAGGAGGUGACCAACCCGAGUCGCCCAAGACUGUGACAGUGACAAUCAACCCAGACGAACCAACAACAUCUGUCAGUGCGACGGCCACUUCUGCUGUGACUGUUACCGUCACUCAACAGACGCCAGAUAGCUCAUCAGCUGAACCAUCACAUUCGAGCAGUAGUCAGGGAGUCGACGCAAACACUGUCACCGUCACUAAUGCCCAAGCAUCUCAGACUGCGGAAUCAAACCCAAGUACCAAGACUGUGACUGUUGUGCAGAAACCACCUGCGCCGAGCUCAAGUGCCGAGACAGUGACAUUUGUGGAGAGUCCAGCAGGCCCCAGCACUACGACCGUAACACUUACAAACAAUCCUUCAAAGGCAAUCUCUGCGAACUCUACCGUUGAGACGGUCACCUUUGUGGAAAACCAGGCAACCUCAAGCACUGCAGCAACCGCCUCGGAGAGUGCUCCAGCAAACUCAACCACCGAGACGGUGACGUUUGUGGAAAACUCAGCAAGCCUAAGCACUGCGACAGUUACUCUCACAAGCAACUCUGCUAUGCAAAGCUCUACAACAGCGACUUCGGCAAGCAACCCGUCGAACGAAACAGUAACAGUUGUGGAACACCCUGCCAGCGCAACCACUGCGACUAUGGCCCUCUCAAGCAGCUCUUCACAACCAACAACUUCCAACACAACCGCCGAGACUGUACCCUUUGUACAGAAUCCUCCAACGCCAACCGCUACUCCACUGGUAGUGUCACCCAAGAGUUCAUCAAGUCUAGGUACAGGUAUCCAGACGGCUACUUCUGUGGCCAAACCGGCAAUGAUCACAGGCCCACCACAAGCUGGAACAAUCUCGCCUAUCGUUGACCAAUUCACCACUAUGACGCAAACUGUUACCUCCUCCGGGGGAGACGUCAACAUGGAAAUCAACAUCAUCAACAUCUUCACCGGAGAGGUCAUUUGCAAAAAGGAGGGCAGUGAUGAGCCCUGUGACCCCAAGCCGUCACCCUGCUUGACAACUGGCAUCUUCACACAGACGGCGACAGCAUUCAACACUGUCAUUGUCACUGUGAGUCCCGGUAUGUGGACGAAUGGCACAUCUGCCACUGGAGUUGCGCCGCCGCUUGGUACAGGUACCGGCAGCCCUGUGCUUCGAAGGGGUAGGUUGCCUAUGAUUAGGAAGCGACUGUAA